AACCCUAGGGCAAAGAACUCUCGGCGGCCCCGUUGAGAUCUUCUCCUUCUCUUGUGUCUGCGGCUUCUCGUGAAGAAAGUUCUCAUCUUUCUCUCAAUCCAGCAUGGCUUCUGAGGAUGUUGUCGUAGCUGAUACUCCGACUCUCGGAGAGCCUAUGGACCUGAUGACUGCUCUGCAACUUGUGCUGAAGAAGUCAUUGGCCCAUGAUGGUCUUGUCCGUGGGCUCCAUGAAGGUGCUAAGGCAAUCGAGAAGCAUGCUGCGCAGCUCUGCUUGUUGGCUGAGGACUGUAACCAGCCUGAUUAUGUAAAGCUUGUGAAGGCACUCUGCGCUGAUCACAACGUCCAUUUAGUCACAGUUCCAAGUGCCAAAACACUCGGCGAGUGGGCUGGUCUUUGCAAAAUUGACUCGGAAGGGAAGGCAAGAAAGGUGGUCGGCUGCUCUUGCGUAGUUGUGAAGGAUUAUGGCGAGGAGUCGGAGGGGCUUCACAUCGUCCAGGAGUAUGUGAAAUCACAUUGAGAUGCAUCAUUUUAGGAACCUGAGCUUAAUGCUGUGUUUGCUGAGCUUGUCUUUUAUAAGUCAUUUUUGAUGUGGUUGCUGCUCAUUUCACCAACUGUCUAGACUGUUUGGAUAUGAACUAUUACUAUUAUUGUAUUUGGUUUUGUUAUUGAAGUUGAUUAUGAAAAACUCUUAGCUGCUUCAAAUUGGAGAUGAUUUGUGUUUGUUUUGGCCA
Messenger RNA from Dioscorea cayenensis subsp. rotundata (Guinea yam), 731 nucleotides. RefSeq names its product 40S ribosomal protein S12-like. NCBI's taxonomy places the organism in Eukaryota, Viridiplantae, Streptophyta, Magnoliopsida, Dioscoreales, Dioscoreaceae. The record is from RefSeq and is a predicted model, not a curated record. Gene Ontology annotation, biological process: translation. Gene Ontology annotation, cellular component: ribosome; cytosolic small ribosomal subunit. The transcript has 4 exons. Bases 104 to 517 code for a protein of 137 amino acids. Gene Ontology annotation, molecular function: structural constituent of ribosome.